AUGUUCGCUCGCACGGCCUGGACGGCUGUCAAGACCGCGAGCACGCAGCCACGCUAUGUACGUUCCUCUCUUCUAGCGGCGGGCGGCGCCGCGACAUUGCUUGGCGUGUACACGCUCACAGCCUCGCCCUUCCAAGCUGACGCCCCUGCGACACCGUUUGUGCCGCCGCCGCCUACGGAGCAUCGAUUCCCCCUGUUGUCCACGUAUGCAUGGGGCAACAACAAGGCCCGCACGGCUGCCCCCUCCAGCAGUGCAGCGCGCCUCCCUGUGCCGACGCACGAACCGCUCUUUGACGGUGUUGGGUUCCGCGACGUGCAAAUCACCGAUACGCUGGGCGUUGCGAUCGAUGCAGACGGUCAUCUCGUGCAGUGGGGGCCGGCGUUUGACGCGGACCAUCCCUGCACGCCGACAAAGACGCAGGCAGGCUACGAUCUUCAGCGUGUGCAGAUCUCCGGCCAGAAAAUUUACGCACUGACACGCGGCGGCCACAUUUACGUAUUUCCUACCAAGAAGGCCAUGGACGCCGCGCCCUCCUCAGGGACCACCUGGCUGGGCACGGCGUCCAAGGAGGGCCGCUUGCAGGCAGAUGCCAAGUUUACCGAGAUCGCCGCUGGGGCGCAUCACGUCCUUGCCCUCAGCCGCGACGGCCGCGUGUACUCUGUGCCGUCCGAUGCACAUGCCAACGACUACGGCCAACUUGGCUACUCCAAUGUGAAGCUCACGUCGAUGGACCCAAAUUCCUCCACAUUGGUCGAUGCCCGUCUUGAGCCCAAGGUCGUACGCAAGGCGCGUCUCGGUACCGCGGAGCCGGCGCCAGCCACCUCGACGGCCGUGCCAUGUGCCGACACGGAGCUGCAGUACGCGCCGGUGCUGCGCCCCAUUCCUUCGCUGCAGGAUGUGCGUAUUGCACAGAUUGCCGCUGGCUCACUUCAUUCCGUUGCACGGACACCGGAUGGCCGUGUGCUGACAUGGGGCUGCAACAUGCAAGGCCAAUUGGGGCUCGGCGCACGUCUCACCUUUGAUACAAUUGCUGUACCGAGCGAAGUCUCGUGGCCCACGUCGCUCGUCGGUAAGCAGGCGACGUGCACGCAGAUUGCAGCGGGGGGAAUGAAUACGUUCUUUGUGGUGCAAAGUCGCGGGGCACCGAUGGACAACGAAACACGGAAGCAGCAGCCAGCUCUUUCUUCGCGCAUUGACGUGCUGGCGGUCGGUGGUGGACAGCGUGGCACGCUGGGCCAUGGCCAGCGCAAUCAAGCAUACGGUGUGCCUGUCCGUGUGAAGGGUGUGUCUGGGUUGCAGGAAUACUCGGAGCAGACGCACUCGAUGCAGCCGAUUGGCGUGCAUGCCAUAUCCGUGGGUGCGAGUGGCCACUGCGCUGUGGUCAUGGACGCGCCUUCGCUGGGCGACGAGACGCGCCGCGACGUGUACGUAUGGGGCAACAACGACCAAGCGCAACUUGGCCAUGGCAAGAAGGGGGGCCAUACCGCGGUGCCCUCGCUCUUGACCCUGGUCCCCCGCACGGCGUCGCCGACGUCCCACGCGGACGGGGCGCCUGACGCAGCGGACAACGAGGAGGAGAGUAGCAUGCCUCUGCACCGUAUCCUGCUCGUAUCGCGCGCCAAGGAACGUGUGCAGACGUUUGAUCACACGGAGCGUCGUGGACGCGCCGUAGAGCAGCGUAUUGUGGCUGGUGAAUCUUGUAUGGCCAUUUAUCCGGCCGUACUAUAG
Messenger RNA from Malassezia pachydermatis, 1728 nucleotides. RefSeq lists its product as hypothetical. The record is from RefSeq and is a predicted model, not a curated record. The transcript has a single exon. NCBI's taxonomy places the organism in Eukaryota, Fungi, Basidiomycota, Malasseziomycetes, Malasseziales, Malasseziaceae. Gene Ontology annotation, biological process: mitochondrial respiratory chain complex III assembly. Gene Ontology annotation, cellular component: mitochondrial inner membrane. Bases 1 to 1728 code for a protein of 575 amino acids.